Funneliformis caledonium is the source of this 231-nucleotide messenger RNA. The record is from the annotation of a GenBank genome assembly. NCBI's taxonomy places the organism in Eukaryota, Fungi, Glomeromycota, Glomeromycetes, Glomerales, Glomeraceae.
AUGAGCAAUAAAGACAGAUACCAACCUACACCUAACCAACAGUUGCAACAGCGAAUACAGCAAGCACGACAACAAUUACAACAAUUGCAACAAGAAAUACAUGAAAGUGAGCGUCCAAAAGGAAGACCACCAGAUACUGCAAGAUUCAAAGGACUUCUAAUAAUGUUAACAAAACUCGCAAAUGUGGUUUAUGCAAUGAAAGUGGACAUAAUCGUACUACAUGUCCAAUGA